Messenger RNA from Capsaspora owczarzaki ATCC 30864, 5007 nucleotides. RefSeq lists its product as hypothetical. Bases 88 to 4824 code for a protein of 1578 amino acids. Gene Ontology annotation, molecular function: JUN kinase kinase kinase activity; ATP binding. The record is from RefSeq and is a predicted model, not a curated record. Lineage: Eukaryota; Filasterea; Ministeriida; Capsasporidae. The transcript has a single exon. Gene Ontology annotation, biological process: protein phosphorylation.
CACACCUCUCGUGUUGUGUUUGUUUGUUUGUUUCGAACAGGCAGUCUCUCUUCUGUUUUUGUUGUUGUUGUUUUUCUUUUUGGGCGAAUGCUGCUCUUGUACGACCCGCAAACGCCGCCCGGCUCGGCGACUGCAGAGCUCGUCCCGACCUUGAACAACGCCGGUCUGCCAUGCCGCUGCUCUGCCAACGCAGCAGGUGCAUGUGUAACAAGUGAGGCACAACUUCCGGCCUGUGUCUGUGGCAGCAGCAGCAGCAGCGAGGGGAAUUUCACCUCUCGACCGGCUUCCGCACCUCAAGCGCGCAGCAGCAACACCUCGGCCGUUUUCGCACGCAUGGUGCCCAACCCCGUCUCCGUUGUGCUGCCCGCAAAGGAAGAAGCACAGCCAGGAACAGUUCUGCGGGCGGGACUGGUCCAGGCAGCCUCCAUUCCUUCCAACGAACGGGACAUCUUAGCGCACAAUUUUGGACAGGCCGGCCAGCUUUCCACGACGCUCGCCCUGGCGUCCUCCAACUCGCAGACCCGCCUCCUUCUCCCUUCCCCACUAUCGACAGAGCCCAAGCUGGCGUCCGAGGCUGCCUUGGGAGGGGCAGGCGGCCACGAGUCUACUCGUUCGUUGGCCGGUGCAAACUUGAACGCUCCCCACUUUUCCACCGAGAAGCCAUUGCCAAAACUUGAAAUUGGCAAGGCCUCUGCGUUCUCGCGUGCCCUUGUGAGCCAAAUCACAUCGGACAUGGAUCAGAGCAGUGACGAAACGACCACGGGCACUGAAAAUGACCACUCGGUAAUUGCCUCCGUUCCUCCGCCGGCCACCCAGGACGGAUGCGACAGCAAUUCGCCGAAGACGCUUGGCUCGAGUCGCGUGUCGAUGCCUGCGGUCGAUUUGACUGCGGCCACCACCAUGGCAACUACUCAAGCUCGCCAACCUGCCACCACCAAAUCCACCUCUGUUGUCACCCAGCCCACGCCUCGAACACCCUCCUCCUCCGUUCUGCCCUUCGGAAGCCCUCCGCGUGACAUGCUGAUGAACUUUAACUCGUUGCCGGGCUCGCCCAUUCUGCCCGGGACGGCUUCUCAGCAAGGCGUAGCGGGCAUGAUGCCGACGCCCCGAACAACAUCGCCUGCCAGUCUGCGCCGCAUGGCCUUGAGACUGCGCGUCACGCCCAGCGAGUGGCAGACACCCCCGCUCUCGUGCUCGUCCGCGUCCUCCGACACAACCAAUCGCGGUGGACUCGGCGACCAGCUGACCGACGACACAGAAACCGACAUGACGGACAUGGACGACCAUCUCAGCACUCAGCUUGACGCUCUGCCGUCGUUUGAAGAGUUUUCAGAGUCGUCCUCGAUGAGCUCGCUCUGCAGCACCUAUGGUGACAUCAACUGGAGCAGGUUGGAAAACUCGAUCAACAACAUUUCGCAGCCGCUGCCUGAGGGCACCAACUCGGCCAGCUGCACUCCGCUCAGCGUAUCCCCCGCCCUGAUUGCUCAGUCGCCGCUUGCCAGCAAGCGCAAUCGUCGUAGCAGCCCGUAUCUCUCGCCGCUGAAUCUCAGCCCGGCGCGUCCCUCGGCCAACCCCGACCGAAGCGCAGGUGCGACAUCGGCUGCUGUCUUGAACUCGGCCAGCUCUCCGCCGUUAUCGCGCUCGGCUGCCCAAGUCAGUGCUAGUGCUGGCGUCACCCCCAUGUACACUCCAUCCAUUUCGACGCACGACAUGCACCACGACAACCUGUACUCGGACACCACGGCCGCCUUGCUCAGCGUUAACGAGGAAGUCGCCAACGACUCGGCAGACCUGAUCGCCACACGCAGCCUGCCCGAGUUCCCCGCGGCCAGCCUUGCCGGGAGCGUCUGCGACAUGGAGCUGCCUCCGCUGGAUGCGCCCGAGCAAAUUCAGUACGCUCAGGUCGUGUCGACGCUUGGACUGUCCGCCCAGCGCCGAGCCUCUGGCCUGCGGUCCUUGUCCACCACCAUUCUGCCUUCGGAGGAAGGCAUGGGCUUUGCCGCCAGCGUCACGUCGUCGCGCAUGCGACAAGCCGUCUGGGAGCUGCAAUUGGCCGACAUUGCCAUUGAAACCUGCGUGGGCGUGGGCUCGUUCAGCAAAGUGUACACGGGCAUGCUUCGAUCCGAGCGCGUUGCCAUCAAAAAGCUCACUUGCACGGACAAGGCCCCGGCCAACCUCACCACAGAGCUGCGCGAGGAGGCGGAGCUGCUUGGCUACCUUUCGCACCCCAACAUUAUCCGAUUCAUGGGCGCAGUCCUCACCGAGCCCGACUUUUGCAUUGUCAUGGAGUUUGCCACGGGAGGCACUCUCUCCCAUCGACUCGCAAAGGGCGAGCCCGCGGAGGCACCGCUCUUGCACGCGUGGAUGAUGCAGCUGGCGUCCGCCAUGUACUACCUCCACUUUUUGGCGCCGUUCACUGUCAUUCACAGCGAUCUCAAGUCGGCCAACAUUCUUUUGGGCAAGGACGAUGCCAUCAAGCUGACCGACUUUGGCCUGGCUCGUCGCAUCUGCUCCUCUGGCGACCGCGCGAUCGACUUUCUGAACUCUAGCGCAGACUCGAGCCCCGCCGGGUCGUCCACCGCCGGUACGUUUGGCUGGAUGAGCCCCGAGGUCAUCCGUGGCAGCCGCGUGACGCGUGCCUCCGACGUCUGGAGCUAUGGCGUCGUGUUGUGGGAAAUGCUGACUCGCGAAGUCCCGUUCAACGGUGUGGACGGUCUUGCUGUGGCCUAUGGUGUCGCCACUGGCCGUCUGAGCUUGACCAUUCCCGCCACUCUGCCCGAGCCUCUGGCGCAGCUGCUUCGCGACUGCUGGGCGAGCGAUGCGUGCAAUCGACCCGACUUUGGGUCGAUUAUGACUCGCCUCGAGGCUGUUGGCCGAGGCGCCUUUGUGCACACGCGCAGUCGCAUGCUGGCUGCGCUGCAGGCGCACUGGCGCGCAGACGUUUGCCAGGACAUCAGUAUCGUCCGUGCUCUGAACAUUGGUGCCGACGUUCGUCGCUUGGUACUCAUGCAACGCUCGCGCCGGCACAUGGACGAGGCGCUGCAACGCGUCCGCCUGGAACGUGACGAGAGCGAGUGCGACGGAAUGGUUCGCUCUGAUUCGAAUCAAAGCCGUCAUGUGGUCACCUUCAGCGACCAGCCGGCAGAGCCUGCCGCUUCCUCGGUUGCAGCCAGCGCCAAUGCGAACGAGCAAGUUGCGUCUAGAAUCCCUCCUCACAUGCCCAUGCGCGCAACCAACCAGCAGCCAACGUCCAUUCUGAAGAAGAAGAGCGCGGUCGACAUGAAAGCCGCCACCGAUUACAGCAGCUCUACGACUUGCCUUCCUGCCGUGGACAUUGCCACCGGAGGAAAGAGUGCUUUGGCGGCUGCUACCAGCGCUCAGUUUGCCCAACCUCUCGUCACCCAUGCAACCACGACCGCGGCAGCCGCUGCUGCAAACGCCAACGAUCGCGCCGGCAUGCUGGACGCGGACUUGCCACCCAAACGCGCCGCUUUUAGCGCCCUGCUACCCCCGAUUGCUCCACCAGUGUGCAAACAAACAACGUGCUCGCAUCUGUCCAUGUGCUCGUGCUUUGGAAGCGGGUCGGUUCAGCCUGGUAAUGUCUCGUUGAGUGGCAUCGUCACCACCCCAGUGCGCAACUCGCGCAUGAAGCGCACAGUCACCCCUACUCUGCCUUACAUUCGCCACAUCAGCCAGGAUGGGGACACGCUUGCCAGUGCCCUGCCACACAGCGCCUCGUCACUCGACUCGCCGCAGCUGCCCCCGCCUCGUCAAGUUGGGCGUGCCUCGGACUGUACCCUCAACUUGCCCUCGUCAACGCUGUUUUCGGGCCGCGUCAACGCGAACCAGCGUUUGCCAUCGUCCGCAGACCCUCUUCCAGCGACCACCGACAAGGAGAAGGAGGAGAAGGAGACGCGGACAGGCUCGCAAUCGAUUCCAACCUUGCCAGAGGUGUCGCCGAUGGCUCCAAGGCUGACUCAUCGUCGCUGCCGCUCGCACAGCAACCCCGUGAUUGUCCCGAUUGCUUUGCGAACCACAUCACUCACCGAGCCAAUGGACACCCUUACUGUUGGACCGGCCUCGCUUCCUCGCGAUUCGGCCUUCCCUCCGCCACCGCCUUCUGGUACCACGCCAGUUGGCGGCACCCACUCCUCGGCCUCUAUGCAAAGCGCGGAUGCGCUCUCUUUGAGCGGCUCUGACUGCAGGCCAAUCUCUUUGGCCAUGCGCAAGCCGCCAGUGCUGGCCAGCUCGCUCUCCAUCAAUCCGGAAGAUGACUGUCCCAGCUCCAAGAUGUUUGUCCGACGCGCCGAAUCGGCCGCGCACCGACGAACGUCGCAGACACUGCCCUUGCCGCAUGGCCGAGUCACCAAUUGCGAUCCCGUUUUGGAUUACCAGGACUGGCGUCGCACGAAUCGCGCCUUGCAGUCCAAUCGAUUGAGCGCCACAUCGAUGACACUGGUCCAGUCCGCCGCGGCGUCUCCAGAAGCCUCGCAGGGCGAGCUGACCGACAAGUCCAAUGUUUCAAACGAUUCGAUCCUUGAAGAGUCGGAUUCGUUGGAUGAUGGCAUUGUGCGGCUGCACUUUUCGGACAACCAGGAAAAGUUUGCACACGCGACCGCACGCGAGCAUGACAUUUCUUCUGCAGUUCCAGUCCCUCGAGUUACGGUGGACGCAGGAGGCCGCACUUCUCCUGGCACUUUGACACAAACCGCGCUUGCGGAAGUCCCAUGCAUGGCACAGCGCGGCAGCAGCAAAUCUUCCGCCUUUGCGCAUUGGAUGACCACGACGUUCAACCUCGUGCGUCCAAAGAACAAGAGAGCUUGAAUGCUUUUGCUUUUUGGUUGAUUCUUAAUUCUUGAAUUGUGUUUUUUCUCCUUUCUUAGCUUUAGCUUUGUAAACCGCUAUGCCUUUUGUUAACAACCCCCCCCCCCGCUCCUCCGCUUUCCUUGCUCGCUUGUAAAUGAUUCUCCGUUAACUGAAUUAAAAACCCACUCUUAUUCAAACCAA